CAGGCUUGCGGGAUUCUCUUCCCAGCUUGGCUGCAAGUGUCUGAAGGGCGUUGAGCACCUGUGAGCACCCAGGCGAGGAGAGGAGCCAGGACCAUGUGGCUGUCCCCUGCUCUGCUCCUUGUCAUCCUGUCAGGCUACUCCAUUGCUGAUAAUCCACUCACUGGUCCAGGAGCAGCAAGAGGCCGGGAGCGGGGCUCACUGACCGUGCAGUGUCGUUAUGAGCCAGGCUGGGAAAACUACAGGAAGUGGUGGUGUCAAGGCGUUGAGUGGAGCAGCUGCAGCAUCCUUGUCAUGACCACGGGAUCGGAGCAGGAGGUGAAGGUGGGCCGUCUGUCCAUCAAGGAUAGACAUGAAGACCACGUGUUCACCGUGACCAUGGAGGACCUCAGGAGAGACGACGCUGACACCUACUGGUGUGGGAUCGAGAGAAGUGGAACUGACAUUGGGGUUCAGGUGAAGGUGACCAUUGACCCAGGCUACUUCAUUGUGAGGAGUCCAACCGCCCGUCCAGGAGCCUCGAAUCUGAUCACCUCCCCAGGAGCACUGAGCAGCGGGGAGCUGGGCUCAGUGACAAUGCAGUGCCGGCAGAACCCAGAGUGGGAAACCUACAGGAAGUGGUGGUGUCCUGGGGCUGACUGGGGCAGCUGUAGGAUUCUUGUGGUGAUCCCUGGGUCAGAGCAGCAGGUGAAGGAGUACAGCGUGUCCUUCAGGGGGGGUCAGGAAGACCACAUGUUUAACAUGACCAUGAUGGAGCUCUGGAGAGCCCACCCUGACACCUGCUGGUGUGGGAUCAAGAGAAAUGGUACUGAUCUUGGGGUCCAAGUGAAGGUGACCCUUGACCCAAUUGACAGGGUGUAGAUGUAUCUCUCAGGCCCUGCUCUGUCCUGAUCGGUGGGAUCUCACUCGAAUGACUAUCGCUCAGCAUAACCUGUUGCACAUAAUGAUUGAGUCCUGAGUUCUUGCAAUGGGUAUCUGUCCUCUCUAAAGCUCACGUUGAAACAUAAUCCCUCAUGUGGUGGUAUUGAGACAUGGGUCAUUUAAGAGUUGAUUGGGUCAUGCAGGUUCAGGCUGCAAUGGAUUAAUCUGUGCAUGGAUUAAUGGAAGGGUGGGUUACCAUGAGAGUGGGACUGGUGGCUGUACAGUAAGAGGAAGUGAGACCUUGGCUGUCACACUCAGCCCCUUUGCCUGUGACGCCCUGCAGAGAGUCCCCCAGCAAGAAUCCUCCCACCAGAUACGGCCCCUAGACCUUGGACU
Messenger RNA from Microcebus murinus (gray mouse lemur), 1254 nucleotides. NCBI's taxonomy places the organism in Eukaryota, Metazoa, Chordata, Mammalia, Primates, Cheirogaleidae. The record is from RefSeq and is a predicted model, not a curated record.